AUGGAAGUCAAUUAUUUUUGCUAUUCCUUGAACGCAUUCAUUUUGCUAUUCAUUGCCGCUGCUCUAGCGGUUGUAGGAGCAAGGCCUCAGGAAAGUGGCCACAGUCACGGUCACGCUUACUCGUCGCAGAGCGUAGUAGUGCACCACACCCACCACGAGCCGAAACACCACGAGCCGAAGCACUACGAACCAAAGCACCACGAACAAAAAGAGCAUAAACAGGAACAGCAAUCUUCCGGUCAACAAGGGCACCACGGGAGCCACGGCCACCACGAACAACACACGGCUUUCUCCUCACAGCAAAUCUGCUGCGAUGAAUCCAUCGACAUGACGUGCUUUCCAAGGCUCCUGCUGAUCGCCAUGAAUAUUACUCAUCCUAAGUACGAGUUCGAUUACAAAGUUGAGGACCACCACACCAAGGACAUCAAGUCGCAACAUGAGUCCCGUGACGGUGACGUGGUGAAGGGCUACUAUUCCCUGCACGAGCCCGACGGCACCGUGAGGAUGGUUCACUACAGUGCUGACAAGAAGAGCGGAUUCAACGCGCACGUCGAGCGCAAGGGUCACGCCAAACAUGAAUACCACCACCACUAUUGA
Molecule: messenger RNA, 597 nt
Organism: Hyposmocoma kahamanoa
Lineage: Eukaryota; Metazoa; Arthropoda; Insecta; Lepidoptera; Cosmopterigidae
Product: histidine-rich glycoprotein-like
Exons: 2
Coding region: 1-597 (198 amino acids)
Cellular component (GO): extracellular matrix
Source: RefSeq, a predicted model, not a curated record